GCACUUCUCCUGGAAGGGUUUCUACACCGAGCUUUACAGCCUCGACGCGCAGGACGUCCUUCUGCAGCAGCUUCACUGGCGCGCACAGCGCUCGGCUCGCCAGCUCAAGGUCUGGAAGCAGUGGUUUGACCAGCAGACCAACGUCGUUGGCUCCACGGACGCCGCUUUGCCAGAGGCGCUCCGCUUCGGGCGCUCUUCGGGCAUUCUCUGCUGCAAUUGCACGGGCGGCGAGUCCAAGGGCGAGCAGCUCGAGUGGCUGAAGCGGGGCUGCCACAUCAUCGUGGCCACGCCUGGCCGUUUGAAUGAGGCGCUGGGGCAAGUGCUAUUUCCUUUCUUCGGGCCGGCUGAAGACGAUUUUGUGGGCACAGCAGACAGAAUGCUGGACAUGGGUUUCGAGCCGCAAAUUAGAAGAAUCGUGGAGGACUGCCCUACAAGGCGGCAGACUCUGCUGUUCAGCGCAACGUGGCCCAAGGUCACUAGCCCACACCUUUGGGGCACUCCACAAGCGCUCGCGACGCUGGCAAUCUGCGGCCUGGGAGAGGAUGCCGUGGCCCUCAUCAAGCUCGCCAGGAACUUGAAUCUCGGGCACUUGGACUUCGGCAAACAGUGGCGACGCUCGAUGGGAUGGGGAGCACGUGGUCGUGCCCUUGACAGCUUCUCUUUGGGGCCUCAUGUUGUGGUGUACCAUGUCAUUCAACGUCGAGGGCAGUGUUGGGUGCUUUUGUUGGCCGGAUGUGCAGCCGGUGAUCUCCGUGGUCAUGAAUUCGAAAUCGAGCUCAAGGAGAGCAUCUCGAUGCCCAUCCCUCCAGGGUUCACAGCCCUAUCGCCGCAGCUGCCAGGCAAGCUGGUCGUAACAAGCUUCGAGGCGACACCCUUCGUGGGCAAGAAUGGUGUCUUCCUCGUGGACGUGGGAUCCCAUUCAGGACCUGCCCAGGAGUUACCAGGCAGCGGCAAGAUCAAUUGGCCGAACAGCAUCACGACUCUGAAUGCCAGCGUUUUCGGCUUCACUGCGGUGGCUAUUGGGAACGGCUUCCUCGUACCAACGCACACGACAGGUGGUGUCUACGUCAUGGAGGCAUCUACCCAGCCAGCCACUCUCCAGGAGCCUGUCAAGAUUUCCAAGGACCUGUCUGGCUGGUUCUACCACCAGGCACACUUUGUGGAUAUGGAUGGGGAUGGGCUUUUGGAUGUCCUCACCGCUAGAUGCGAAUACGCCGUCUGGCCCUGGGCAAAGAAGCGUGGCGAGCUGGUCUGGCUGAAACAGCCGGCAAAGGAUGCUUUGGCUGGGCCGCCGUGGGAAGAGCACGAGCUAGGUCCUGGGCCAGACUUCCUUUUCUGCGUGCAUCCCAACAGCUCUCGGCUGGCUCUGGUCGCGCCGGAGUUCGUGAGCGGACGAGUGGUCUAUUGGUUCAUGCAGCAAAAUGGAACGAUGAGCAGCCGGCUACUGGACGACACCAUUGGCCCUGGAUUUUCUUGUUCCUGGACGGAUCUGAAUGCAGACGGACACCUGGACUUGCUGGUAACGAACCAUGCAGCCGUCAACGGCUCCGUUUUUGCCUAUUCCUUCAGCAGUGAUGACAUUGCCUCGUCACAGAUCACUCGGCACGUGCUAGCGACAGGCUUCACGCCUGCCAAGAUCGACAAAGGUAAGGCCUCGCCUGGAGAUGCUCUGGCUUUCCAGCCUCAAACUAAUUCGACAGACAAACCGUAUAUCUUCGUGUCCGGAGACAACUCCAACAGCAUUUUUCUUCUGACACCUGUAUCGAAGGACCAAUCGGAUUGGAGAUACUCUCUGAAAGAAGUGCAAGACUUCGGAGCGGACAUCGGUCGGCCAUCCAUCGGCGAUGUGGACGGCAACGGUUUUGCAGACAUUUUCGUGCCUGUGUACGACUCAAAGCGAGUCGUCCACUACGAAUUCCGGCUUGGCCUGGCUGCUUGGGCGCGGCGGAGAGCUGCUUCGGGCGACAGGAGCUCCGGAGGCCCCAUCGUGAGAGUGCGGAUCCUGUAUGCCUCCAUGUCAGGAACAUCCCAGGCAACAGCAGUGGCGCUGGAGGAGUCCAUCCGCCGCGCUCUGCCCGAGAGGUCGCUUCCUCCUGAGGCAAAGUUACAGAUCAGCAUCGAUGACUUGUCGACCUUUGCAUUCGACACGCUGCUCGCUCGCACAGACGGAGUCAGCACCGACUUCGUUGCGUUGCUUUUGUCAACCUACACGGAUGGUUUCCUUCCGCCCAGCAGUGCCCACUUUGGCACUCUCCUGGCCGAUCACGUCCAUGAUUUCCGGGUGGGCCGAUCAGCGAUGAGCCAUUUGCACUUUGCUGUCAUGGGCUUCGGCAGCUCUGUGUACGCGGAUGCUGGCCACUUCUGCACUGCCGCAGUGUGGGCCUUGGCAGAAGUCCAGGUGCGUGCGGAUGCAGCUCUUGCUGCGCUGGGAGGGCUGCGUGUGGCGCGACUUCUGCGGGUCACGGACACCAAGGAGCUUGCGAACCAGGCCAGCGAAUGGCAGCUCGAGCUACAGUCCUCAAUCUCGGCUGCGCUCAGGGGCCUCGAGAUUCCGAAGGCACGCGGGAUCGAGGGCAACGCUGCUGCUGAGGCGGCCGUGGCGCAAACAGCAGAUCAAGAAGGUGAAGAGGACAGCUCAGACUCUGAGGAUGACAGCAGCACCACUGUCAGCUCAGGCGUCCUUGACCGGCCCGGACAGUCCAAGUCUGUGCUGUUUACUCCGGCAAGCCAUCCAGAAGUCGAUCCAGCCAAUGAUGCACCAAUAGAAAUGGAUCGCAGCCAUGAGCUUGACCCGCUGUCGCACGAUGAACUGUCCAAGAAAUACGGAGUUGGAUUCUCCAUAUUACGACGGAUGGGAUACUCAGGGGCUGGGCUGAAACCUGGGGGCUUGCAGGCUCCGUUGGCUGCAAGAGCGAAUGUUGGGCGACAGGGCUUAGCAGAGGCUGCCGAGUCAUCCGGGGCAGCAUCAAUCAGCCAAGAGGAGCUAGAACAACCCGCUGUGGACCUGACGAACCUGCUGUCGCAAGCAUUACGGAGCAUGCGUGAGGCUGGCGACGAGGAAGAGGCGAAUGAACUUCAGCACCUGGCCACAUUCUGCAACUUGGGCGAGGCGAGCGGGGUCCUGGAGACGCUGCUUCCCACGCCCCCCAAAAAACGCAAGCAGAAGAUCCAGGCUCAGGACACAGCGAAGGUGGAUGAUGAACCCGCACUGCGGUGCCUUCUGGGAUGUUUUCAGAAUUCCAACUUCCCCGUGGAAGGGGAGGAGCAGGCCCGAUUCAUGAAGUGGAACACGCACUGGGCUCCUUCCGUGGGAAGUUUUGAAGCCUUCGUUGCACGGCACAAACCUGAGUUGCGCGCCGUUGCGUGCCCAGGAGGUCUCUGGCUCCUUUUGCCUCGAGAGGGGCAGGGGGAGCCCACAGAAGAGUGCUUGCAACGGAAGUGCAUCGACUUCUGCCAGCAGCAAGCACACGCACGUGGCAAGUGCCAGGGUCGGCGAAAGUGGCAGCAUCUCGUUAAAACCUUGCAAAGGAUCUUCAAGGGCCGUCGGCCUGCUGGCAAAGUGCCGCCGCCCGAAGCUUCAAGCGCGCGCUGCGAUCCAACAUCCUCCGCAGGUCCUCUGGAGUCAGAGAGCCUGGAUGAACCCAGCGAUGUUGAUGCUUCCCUUGGCUGGGCCUUCGAUUGUGGAGACCACAGCAGACUGCAGACCGAGACGGCGGAGAAAAAACAUCCGAAUGCACGCUACCAUGGAAGUGAGGCUCCAGCAAAGGGCUCCACGUCCGAUGUGGAAGAGCUUGCGGAGGGAUGCGCUGGGGACACGGUCAAGAAGCCCGAGGAGCGGCAGAUGCUCACCACGAAGCACCGUGCGCAACUCACAAAGGAAGGCUACAAGAUCGUUGGUUCGCAUUCGGCAGUCAAGCUCUGCCGCUGGACGAAGCACCAGCUCAGAGGCCGGGGAGGAUGCUACAAGCACUCCUUCUAUGGCAUCACUUCUUACCAGUGCAUGGAGGCGACGCCCUCCCUGGCAUACUCGGACCAAGACGAGGAUCUGGAGGAUGCUGCCCAGCGUCGUGGACGCAAUCCUAGCAUCAAGUUCACGGCUGCGAGCUGGGUCAUUCGCAUGGCCCAGUCUCAAAUCAACGAUGAGGACUUAGACCCUUGGGAGGUUUUUCUAGCCGCCAAC
Messenger RNA from Symbiodinium necroappetens, 4180 nucleotides. Lineage: Eukaryota; Dinophyceae; Suessiales; Symbiodiniaceae. The record is from the annotation of a GenBank genome assembly.